CAAUACUAUCGAUAGUAUUGUUGGGUGUUCUAGGUAAAUUACCAGGUUGUGCGUUGCACGUGCGUUGCUUUGUUUUGUUUGUUUACGCUUUGUUUACUUGUACAAGCACGUUCCUACAUUAUUAAAAAUUUCACCAGAUUAUGUUUAUGAGUAUUGUAUAAUAUAGAAUUCUAUUUUAUUUCGAAAUGUACGUUUCCAAAUUUAAACUUUCCCUUGUUUGCAUUCUUGGUAGUGUUGGUGCAACUUAUUUAUUUCGGAGAUACACAAACAAAAAUCGGCGUGAAGCCUAUUAUGUUUUUAAUUAUUUAAACAUAAAAACUGUUUGUACUGUAAAUGAGUGCUAUGAAGUUAUAAAAGAAUUGAAACGGCGAUGCAGUUCCCAUAAUGCUGUUGGAUUCGACUGUGAAUGGAUAUAUGAGAAUCGCUGCAGAAAACCAAUUGCUCUAGUCCAGCUGUCUUCAUAUGAUGGUUAUUGUGGCCUGUUCCGGCUGGACAAACUCACAUUUGUACCCUCAGUACUAAAAGAAUUCCUAGAAGAUGAGAACAUUUACAAAAUUGGUGUUAGCCCGGUAUGGGACGCCAGGUUCCUACGUGAAGAUUAUGGUGUUGCCGUCAAGUCUGCUUAUGAUAUCCGACACAUGGCCCAGAAGUGGUAUGCGCCCAGAGGCCUAGCCUACCUAGCCAAGACUGCACUUGACGUUAUUUUGGAUAAGGAUAAGAAGAUUCAAUGCGGUAACUGGGAGGCCGACAAACUUAGCAACCGACAAAAAAAUUACGCAGCGGUCGACGCGCACGUGGCCAUCAGGAUGUUCGUCGACUUCAUCAACAAGUUGAAACACGACCUCGAAAAUUUGGCCGAUAUAUGGAGCAACCUGCAUGUGGUGUGCCAGAAACAUGCCGAUGUGGAUUUCACACACCACCAUUGGGAAAUGUAUAAAGUUAAAUUGAAAUCUAUUCGUAAAAAUAACCGGUGAUGGUCUUGUUGUUCAUCGUGAUGGAAAUUAUUUGCUCUUGCUUAAAAAGAAAAUGAGUACAGUGUACGCAUUUCACCAUAAGUCUUUUAUAGAAUACUCGUAAAUACAGUUCAAAAUCAAAACCCUCCUUUUUGCUUCACCAUAGUCGGGUAAAUAUUCAGAUUACUCAGAGGGACUAAACACUCACUAUAAAUACCUAUCUCUCAGUAAAAGUAUGCCUUUUUAUGUAAAGAGCACUUACAAGUCAGAUAUACGGUGACAUAUUUCAAAGAUCAUAAUGUAUAAAUGAAUAAAGAGUAUGAGAAUAAUAAAUUUUUAAUUUAUUAUCA
Molecule: messenger RNA, 1303 nt
Organism: Amyelois transitella
Lineage: Eukaryota; Metazoa; Arthropoda; Insecta; Lepidoptera; Pyralidae
Product: exonuclease 3'-5' domain-containing protein 2
Exons: 4
Coding region: 186-974 (262 amino acids)
Biological process (GO): nucleobase-containing compound metabolic process
Cellular component (GO): nucleus; cytoplasm
Molecular function (GO): 3'-5' exonuclease activity; nucleic acid binding
Source: RefSeq, a predicted model, not a curated record